Messenger RNA from Bacidia gigantensis, 1284 nucleotides. RefSeq lists its product as uncharacterized. NCBI's taxonomy places the organism in Eukaryota, Fungi, Ascomycota, Lecanoromycetes, Lecanorales, Ramalinaceae. The transcript is spliced from 2 exons. Bases 1 to 1284 code for a protein of 427 amino acids. The record is from RefSeq and is a predicted model, not a curated record.
AUGGCAGAUUCAUAUUAUCAUUUGGCACAGUUACGUACUACACGAGACACCUCAAGCUAUGACCCAUUACCAGCGGUCUCUUUGGAGCAUAUUGCGUCACAAUUCGACGAGUCCAGCACCUUCACACAGAAUUUGUACGCUACUGAGAUGCAAAUAGAAGACUCCGCGGCCAUCUCAUCUCCAGUGAUAGGAGAUGAAGCUGGCGUGUACUCACUCGAAGAGAGCGUCAGCAGUGCAUACGUAGUCAGCUCUCCCUCAGACCUGGAAGCUCAUUUCCGGCAAGUACGUAUCGAUGAUGCUCCUAUGUCCAUCGAGGAAGAAGAAGAAGCUUCUCGAACACAAGCAACGCUGAACUUUGAUUCUUCCUCAUGCCGCAGUUUCUUCAACAGACCUCGCAUUCAGCCCUCGGCCUAUCAGCGCCCUGCAAGGCGAUCUGUAUCUCCUGAUGGUAGGCCACAGAAGUCUACUACGUCAUGGUAUCUUAAACUAAAUUCAUCUUUUGAAACAGCAGUCCCUGCAUUCGACGAGCACUCACAGUUGCCGUCCCAGACCUCGCUUGAAAAUGGGACUAUGCAUUACGGUUCGGCAACAGCGCAGACACCGCUGCAAGACUUCCUUGAACAACGACAUGCGAGGGAUCUUGGCGUUGGCUUCUGGAUGACUGAGGCGCUAAAUGAUGAUUUGUUGCCUGAACUACAAGGCGAUCAAAAUGGAAGUGAUAACGCACUCUGGCUCCAAUCUGCGCUUGGAUUGAACGAACAUCUUGGUCACCAUUUGCCAAAUCUGCGAGACUUGGGGCGGACUCCGCUUUUUCAAGGCCAGCUUCAGAUGGAGUAUCGACAUAGUCUUCCUCAGCAGUUCGACGUGGAGCGCGAAAAUGACGCCUUCCCUCGAAACUCAGUGCACAAGACCGCUUCGCGUGGAUGUAAUGCAGAUGGUCGCACUCAAAUGGCUGGCAAAAGUAUGAAGCCCUCACGCGGUCUUAGAUUCAGAUCUGUGGCUGUGAAAGAUCAUAUCCGUCGGCACGAGUUGACAAAUGUUGCUGGUGGCCGUAGGACUCGCUCCACCCUUCAGGACAGUGGCAUUUCCAAGCCGACCAAGAAUCGGAAAGCAAGACUCAAAAGGCCCUCCGAAUUGAGACAUCUGAAACCAAAAAGACCGCGAGGGCUCUAUGGUGAAAGGAUGGACUCUGCAGAGCUUGGAAAUCAGGAGGCACAUGGAAGGCACAGGGAAAUGACCAUGGGAAAAGGGUCUGCGGCCAGAGAUCUGGGCAUUGGGCUAUGA